Molecule: messenger RNA, 1473 nt
Organism: Aspergillus melleus
Lineage: Eukaryota; Fungi; Ascomycota; Eurotiomycetes; Eurotiales; Aspergillaceae
Exons: 1
Coding region: 1-1473 (490 amino acids)
Molecular function (GO): hydrolase activity, acting on carbon-nitrogen (but not peptide) bonds
Source: RefSeq, a predicted model, not a curated record
AUGACGGGAAAAUACCUUUUGACCGGAGGAUAUGUGGCGACCUUGGACGACUCAAUUGGCGACUUCGCCAAGGGCGCCGUAUUAGUCGUGAAUGGUAUCAUCGAGGCAGUGGGAAAUGUCGAAGACCUCUCCACCACCGACGCCGAAAUAAUCGAUACAACUGAUGGCGUGGUGAUUCCCGGUAUGGUAGACACCCAUCGACAUGCCUCUAUGGCUCUGACUCGCGGCUUGGGAGCCGACCAAUCGUUGCUUCAUUUCCUCUCCAACACCUACCUCCGAUGGCUGCCAGCUACUGGAGUCAAAGACAUGCAUCUAUCCGCUUUUGUUGGCGCCCUCGAAGCUCUUGAUUGUGGCGUCACGACCAUCAUUGAUACAUGUGAAUCGUUCCAUUCCAAAGAGCACGCCGAGGCGGAGCUCGAGGGUCUGAAAGAUUCCGGAAUUCGGGCGUUUUUUGCCUACGGCAUGAGUGAUGGCGAAUACAACGGAGCUCCCAUUGGCCAAGAUGCGUGGAAAGCUCGGUUGGACCACCUCGCCGAAAUGCGUGCAGCGAACCCAUCCAGCGAGAGCCUGGUCCAGGUGGCGUUGCAGCUCAGUAUUCCGGGAACUGUUCCUUUCAAUCUAACGGCUGCCGAAAUCAAGUUUGCCCAGGAGAACAACAUGCUGUGUUGUUCUCAUUCGUGCGGUCUUAACAAUUCGGUUAUCUCCACUGGCCUUGAUGAAAGGGCUGAUAGUGGUCUGAUGUUGCCGGGUCAUGUCUAUAUCCACUGCACAAACCUCUCGGAGCGCCAGGUCAAGCUUAUCGCAGAAACCAAGGGUAAAGUAUCUAUUGCGAUGGAAACAGAUAUGCAAAUGGGCAUGGGCAUUCCGCCCAUUAGGUUUUGUCUCGAGCACGGCAUUCAACCGUCACUAAGCAUCGACACCUCCGCCGCCGUUGCGCCGGAUCUGUUGUCUCAGAUGCGCCUAGCGUUGCAAACGCAGCGCUUCCUAGACAACCUAACCAUCCACUCCCGGCGCCAAAUUCCAUUGCAUUUGGAUUACACGGCUCGCGAUGCUUUGCGCUGGGGCACCCGUAAUGGGGCCGAUGCAAUUGGUCUAGGUGACCGGAUUGGCACCAUUACGCCUGGAAAACGGGCAGACCUUGUUUUUCUCUCGAACAAACGUUUUUUGACUCCCUCAGCGUAUCCCGUUGCCACCGCUGUUCUGCACUCAACUGCCGCCGACGUUGACACUGUCAUGGUGAAUGGAGUCAUCAAAAAGCGCGAUGGACAGCUCGUCGGCCAUGACAUUGCGGUAAUCCGCCAGAAGGCCAAGGCUGGACAGCAGCGUAUUCUUGACAAUCUUGCAACAAUGAGAUCGGAAAUGACGCCUGACGAAGUUAGCAAGUAUCUCGAGGAUGCAGAGCGCUCGACCCGGGUUAACCUGGGACAAGCUUACCUCACACAUGUUGCCGGUGAUGGGUUUAGAUCUACUUAA